This is a messenger RNA of Fulmarus glacialis (Northern fulmar), 452 nucleotides long. RefSeq names its product gastric inhibitory polypeptide (gene GIP). Gene Ontology annotation, molecular function: hormone activity; glucagon receptor binding. Gene Ontology annotation, cellular component: extracellular region. The annotation marks the transcript as partial. Gene Ontology annotation, biological process: regulation of fatty acid biosynthetic process; response to glucose; response to starvation. NCBI's taxonomy places the organism in Eukaryota, Metazoa, Chordata, Aves, Procellariiformes, Procellariidae. The transcript is spliced from 4 exons. The record is from RefSeq and is a predicted model, not a curated record.
AUGUCUUUCAAAGUUCUCUCUCUGCUCCUCGCUUCUCUGGGUUUUGUUUUGAUGGAAGAAAAUGUCUCGGGCGUAAGUAUAAGGACUCCCAGUGCCAGACCAGUGCAAAGACGCUACUCUGAGGCCACCCUGGCAAGCGAUUACAGCCGCACGAUGGAUAGCAUGCUGAAGAAGAACUUUGUGGAAUGGUUGCUAGCCAGACGGGAGAAGAAAAGCGACAACAUCAUCGAGCCAUACAAGAGGGAAGCUGAGCCCCAAGCAUCAGCUGCGAAUGGCCAAAGAUUGGACCUGGGCACCCAGGAAGCCAAAGACUUCUUCGCCUGGCUUCUGAAAGCCAAGAAAAAUCAGAGUUUUACUUCUCCGGAAGGUUUGGAGGGUUCAGAAGGUUUGAAGGAUGUUUUGAACCAGGAGUUUCUGACAUGGCUGAUGUCGACUGAUCUCUGCAGACUAAC